Culicoides brevitarsis is the source of this 732-nucleotide messenger RNA. RefSeq names its product methyltransferase N6AMT1 (gene HemK2). Bases 1 to 672 code for a protein of 223 amino acids. The record is from RefSeq and is a predicted model, not a curated record. Gene Ontology annotation, molecular function: S-adenosylmethionine-dependent methyltransferase activity; protein methyltransferase activity; nucleic acid binding. The transcript has a single exon. NCBI's taxonomy places the organism in Eukaryota, Metazoa, Arthropoda, Insecta, Diptera, Ceratopogonidae. Gene Ontology annotation, biological process: methylation. Gene Ontology annotation, cellular component: eRF1 methyltransferase complex.
AUGGAGACUCCGAGCACGUCUCACAUCACCCCAGCCGAGUUCGACGAGGUUUACGAGCCAUCCGAAGACAGUUUUCUCCUUCUCGAUGCCUUGGAAAAGGACAUGGAAGUGAUCCGGGCCAACAAACCGCUCGUUUGCGCCGAACUCGGGUCAGGAUCGGGCAUAAUAAUCACCGCGCUAUCAAAACUCGUCGAAAGUAACUCGCAUUGCAUUGCCGUGGAUAUCUCAAAAAUCGCAUGCGGCGUCACCAAACGCACGGCAAUCGCGAAUAAAACGCACGUCGAUUGCUUAAACAUGAAUUUGCUGAGCUCAAUUAAGGAUCAUUCCGUAGAUUUGUUAGUUUUUAAUCCGCCUUACGUGCCGUCGCGUCUCGACAAAGACACGGAAGAGCGCCAACUGGAGCAGGAAAGUGUCGGGGCCAGCAGUGACAAUCUCAUUCGAACGUGGGCUGGCGGCGUAAAUGGGCGCGAAGUCAUCGAUAAAGUCGUCGAGGAGAUCGAUCGAGUGUUGGCGCCGCAUGGAACUUUUUAUUUGCUGCUCUUGAAGGAGAAUAAACCCAAUGAGAUUAUCGGGGAUUUGAAAAAACGUCAAUUUCGGGCGGAAAUUUUCAUGGAACGACGGAUUAUUGGCGAACAUUUAGUCAUUUUGAAGAUAGUUAAGGCCGGUUUAUAGCUUCAUUCAAAUAUUUUUAAUUAAUUCUAGUAAAAAAAAUUGCAAAAAUACAUAAAAUAC